CUGCAAGCUCUCCUGCGUCAUGAACACUCUAAAGUCUCUGUCUCUUCAUAACCGGCUUGGAAGACUGAAAUUGGCCUUCGGAGGUAAAACUCGUGUGUCGGGUAUUUCCAAAAAGGCAGCCUAUCGUCCCAGCUGGGACUGCAAAUGGCUCGUGAAACAUGAUACUGUCACUGCAGAUCGUUAAGUGGCAGGCAGAAGGCAACCUGUCAGUUGGGUCCUACUGAUAACAUAGCUCCGCUCUUCGUACACCAACGCCUCCGGAUUAUGUCAACGCAGGAAAUGCCGUUCCCUGAAGUCCCAGCCCCCUGGAAUUGCAGGGGUGAAGCGUUAUGGUUCCUUGGAUACAUUAAUCCUUCGAAGGGGUCGUAUCCGUCUCUUUCCUCCUUCAGCGACCUCGAAGGCUCUUCCACGUACGCCGACUCAAAAGUGACAGGAGAGUAUAAGGGAGGGUUGACUUCCCUCAUGAUUGUUCGGUAUAAAGAAACUCCUAUUGGCCCAUACGACGAGAUUAUAUGGUGCCCGGGUGCCUUCAUCGUACCUCAAACGGGAAAGGCAGUGAAGAGGAUUACGCGUAUCUAUGUAUCGACAAAGGAAUCGGUCUACAAUGGUCGAAAGAAUUGGAACGUUCCAAAACAUCAAGCUCACUUUGAGUUCACGCCCAACCCAAAAAUUUCAACGCCGGACGAUCUUCCCUAUUCGAAAGUCUCAAUAAGCUCCAUCCCUGAUCCUGAACAUCCAUUCUUCGUUGUCGACCUCACACCGACUAGGUUCCUCUCUCGAGCUUGGGUGCCUUUUAAAUCUAGCAACUUGCCCGUAAGCGGAUAUCUCACGUUGCCGCCCUUGCCUCAGAGUCCAAAGUGGCGAGAAGAUGCAUUGGUGGGAAGUGAUCAUUGGUGCGGAGUGGACCUUUUUAUGAAAGGUAAGGGAGGUUUAUUCUGGGCGAAAGGUGGUUUGGAAGGUGGUAAGUAUGGCGAUGAUGUUUUAUUCCCCGAUGUCCGACCAUGGAGUAUGGGGAUGUGGUUGAAGGAUUUUGAGCUAGAGUUCCCUGUAAGCGAGGAGCCUGGAAAGAAGUCGGAUUAGCAGUAAAGACUUUCUCGAACGAUGACCCAGGAUAUUGUUAGGAUGGUAUACUAGACACUGCCUUUUAUUUCAAUGAUUACUACACUUUAGGUGUCGGCCUGUCUGCUCAGGCUCUGCCUACGGCCGUGUAAACCAAUGAACGGAUGCUAAUUGA
Molecule: messenger RNA, 1234 nt
Organism: Somion occarium
Lineage: Eukaryota; Fungi; Basidiomycota; Agaricomycetes; Polyporales; Cerrenaceae
Source: the annotation of a GenBank genome assembly